GAGAGAGAGGGGAGGAGGAGAGAGAGGAGGGAGAGAGGAGAGGAGGACAGAGAGGAGAGGGACACGGUGAGAAAGAAAUGACGUUGAAAGAUGGGGAGGAAAGUUAAACAGAGAUUUUUUUAACAGAAGAUAAAGCUUCCUUCGUCUUUUGCAGACUCAGACGCCGCGUCAUUGGUCCGAUAGCUCCGCUCGUGCUGGAGACAUAGCCAUCUUUGACAAUGACACGAGCCAGACCGCGUGCGCAAUGAAUACAGCCUAGCUUCAGGCGCACUGUCUCCGUAUCUGUCUCUACCUCUGCUUCUCUCUGAAUCUAACGACGAAGAUUGAAAACUCAGCGUGAGAUAAUGAGUUGGAAAAACAUUUCGAAUUUGACCGGGAACUACACCAACCAGUUUGCGCAGCCCGCUUGGCAGGUGGCGAUAUGGUCGUUUGCGUACAGUGUAGUGCUUAUAGUGUCAGUAUUUGGAAAUGUAAUCGUUAUAUGGAUCAUUCUCGCGCACAAACGGAUGCGGACCACCACCAACUACUUCUUGCUUAACCUGGCUCUCGCGGACGUGUCCAUGGCGACGUUCAACACGCUCGUGAACUUUGUGUACGCCGCGCAUGGUGAUUGGUACUUCGGCCGCGCGUACUGCAAGUUUCACAACUUCUUCCCGGUAACGGCCAUGUUUGCCAGCAUCCAUACAAUGACAGCCAUCUCCGUAGACCGGUACAUGGCUAUCAUCAACCCUCUGAAGCCACGCCUCUCGGCGACGGUAACCGUGGCGGUGAUGGUGUGUAUCUGGGCGGUGGCGGUGGCGCUGGCAUCUCCGCUGUGUGUGUACUCCACCACGGUGACACAGCCACACAGAACAGUCUGCUACACCGCCUGGCCACGGGGAGCUGAGCAUGCACUGCUGUACCACGUGCUGGUGCUGGUGCUGGUGUAUGUGCUGCCCCUGCUGGUGAUGGGGGUGUCCUACAGCCUGGUGGGCAGGAGGCUGUGGGGCGGGGUCAUCCCCGGGGACUCUGCUGGCCUCCACUCUGACCAGCUGCACGCCAAGAGGAAGGUGGUGAAGAUGAUGAUCAUUGUGGUGUUGACGUUCUCUGUGUGCUGGCUGCCGUAUCACCUGUACUUCCUGGUAGUUGGUCUCCGUAGAGACCUGACCAGGAAGAGGGCGAUGCAGCAGGUGUACCUGUCAGUCGUCUGGACGGCCAUGAGCUCAGCCAUGUACAACCCUGUCAUCUACUGCUGCCUCAACCACCGGUUCCGUGCAGGGUUUAAAUGUGUGCUACGCUGGUGUCCGUGCGUCUCUCUCUCGGAACACGACAAGAUGGAACUGCGUUCCGCCCGUUGCCACGCCAACCGCCAGAGCAGCAUGUAUGUUACCAGGAUGGAGUCAUGUGACCCCGGCGACCGCCGCAGGAAGAGCUCUGCCUCCAGUCGCCAUGGCAGCCUGACCAGUGGGCUGUAUCACCAUGGCAAUAGGCUGGUCACCACAGGUGUUGGUCUCCAUGGCAACGCCGGUGCCACUACACCAGCAAACCAUGGCAACCACAGAGCCUCAGCCUCUUACCUGGAAGUCACCUGAGGGUCACACAAACACACACAUAAACACACACUCACACACAUAAACACUCACACACAUAACACACUCACACACAAACACACUCAAACACGUAACACACACAUACAUGCUGGUCGUAUGUGCAGUUGUAUCCCAGCAAGGUUAUCCUCCAUCACAAACCAGCAGGGUUAUCCUCCAUCACAAACCAGCAGGGUUAUCCUCCAUCACAAACCAGCAAGGUUAUCCUUCAUCACAAACCAGCAGGGUUAUCCUCCAUCACAAACCAGCAGGGUUAUCCUCCAUCACAAACCAGCAGGGUUAUCCCCCAUCACAAACCAUUAAGGUUAUCCUCCAUCACAAACCAGCAGGGUUAUCCUCCAUCAGAAACUAGCAGGGUUAUCCUCCAUCACAAACCAGCAGGGUUAUCCUCCAUCACAAACCAGCAAGGUUAUCAUCCAUCACAAACCAGCAGGGUUAUCCUCCAUCACAAACCAGCAAGGUUAUCCUCCAUCACAAAUCAGCAGGGUUAUCCUCCAUCACAAACCAGCAAGGUUAUCAUCCAUCACAAACCAGCAGGGUUGUCCUCCAUCACAAACCAGCAAGGUUAUCCUCCAUCACAAACCAGCAGGGUUACGUAAACGGUACGUUUUUUUUUGUAUCUGUAUCUAUAUAAUAACUGUGUUUUACUAUCUGUGAAUGUUUGUGUGAAACUGUGUUGAUUAAGUAGAUUUUUUUAUUUGGCUACAAUGAAGAUGAUAUGACAGCUGUCUGCAUUAAUAAAGGAACAUCACCAAACUAGAUCUGAUGUUGAAUCCUGUGUGUGUGUCUGUGUGUGUCUGUGUGUGUGUGUGUGUGUUAUGUCUGGUCUGUGUCAGGACGGAGGGUGGCAGAAUAUUUACAAAAAGAGAAGUGCAGAGCCAAACAAGGCACAAUGUCUAUGCCCGCGAUUAGUGUGUGUGUGUGCUAAAGUGUGUGUGUCUGUGUGUGUGUGUAUGCUAAUGUGUGUGUGUGUGUGUAUGAUACAGAGAGAGAGUCAUCUUUGGUUUAUGUUUAUGAACCCAGUUUACCUUUCCAUGCCAAACACUAACUCUGCCUCUCCAUUCUUCCAUCUCUCCAUCUCUCCAUCCCUUCUCCCUUCUCCCUCUCUUUGCCACCCCGUGUGGGUGAGAACAAGGCAGAAGGGAAGGUUUGGAAGAAGACGAAAUGGAAGGAUAGAGAGAGGAACAGAUAUCUUAUCUCCUCUCUCUCUCUUCCUUCUCUCUCU
Messenger RNA from Hypomesus transpacificus, 2811 nucleotides. RefSeq names its product neuromedin-K receptor-like. NCBI's taxonomy places the organism in Eukaryota, Metazoa, Chordata, Actinopteri, Osmeriformes, Osmeridae. Gene Ontology annotation, biological process: positive regulation of flagellated sperm motility; G protein-coupled receptor signaling pathway. The transcript has 5 exons. Gene Ontology annotation, cellular component: plasma membrane; sperm midpiece. The record is from RefSeq and is a predicted model, not a curated record. The coding region runs from base 345 to 1571 and encodes 408 amino acids. Gene Ontology annotation, molecular function: tachykinin receptor activity.